Molecule: messenger RNA, 2076 nt
Organism: Sipha flava (yellow sugarcane aphid)
Lineage: Eukaryota; Metazoa; Arthropoda; Insecta; Hemiptera; Aphididae
Gene: DCAF12
Product: DDB1- and CUL4-associated factor 12
Exons: 7
Coding region: 301-1683 (460 amino acids)
Cellular component (GO): Cul4-RING E3 ubiquitin ligase complex
Molecular function (GO): protein binding
Source: RefSeq, a predicted model, not a curated record
UAUUUCAGUUGCAGCAAAACGACAACAAAAACAGUUCAUACCCAAUGUUGGUCUAACUGUGACCUACUUAUCAUUUUAUUAGUAUUUUAUCUUUUUGUUUUUAGUUAUUCGAAGAUAUUUGUGAUUGUAUUUAAUCUUAAUAUUCCUGUACGAUUCGUUUGAAUUACACAUAUUUCGUGAUUAAAGUACGUAAUGUCGGUCACAAUUAUCAUGUUGCGUCUAAAAUUCAACGUCUUGUUCGAUUUUCUCGUUCCUUUAUUAUAAUCGUCAUACGCCGGGCUUAAGGUGAUCAUUGUUAAAAUGGCACAAACAAGACGAGUACCAGUAUUCGGUUCAAGACCACCAUGCGCAUAUCAAUCUCGUCUUGAUGAACGUAGCUUACAGUUACGAAUGGCAAGACUAGAACGGUCAAGAAAAUCUGAUAAGCCUGAAGAUUUUGUUUGCUAUGAAGAUUCAGAUGAAGAAGAAGAAAGUACUAUGUCGCUAUGUACGAUGCUAAAUUCUUCGUACAAUUUUGUGGAUUAUAUUAGAAAUAGAGAGUAUGGAAUGCGAGAGUAUCGGUCUGUUAACCAAAAUCAUGGUACUAGGCAUAUUCUUACUCAUGAUUUAUUCAAAGAAAGAUCCAUUCCUUUAAAAACAAUGAAUAAAGUUUUUUGUUCGCAAUGGCUAAGUAGUAAACAAAUUGUGUUUGGUACGAAAUGUAAUAAACUUAUGGUUUACAAUGUAAAAUCACAUGAGCUAGACCAAAUACCUUCAAUAAAAGGACGAACAGAUGAAGCACCAGAUCAACAAAGUGGCAUUCAUUCUUUAAAAAUAAAUCCAUCUAGAUCAUUAUUGGCAACAGGUGCAUAUAAUUCAAAUGAAAUUGCUGUAUACAGGUUGCCUACAUUAGAUCCAAUUGUUUUAGCUGAGGGUGCUCACAAAGAUUGGAUAUUUGAUAUUGAAUGGUUGGAUGAUGAAUUUUUUGUUAGUGGAUCACGAGAUACCAAGCUUGCACUAUGGCAAGUUCAAGAUCAAUAUGAAGAACAAUAUGAUGCUGAUGGUGAUCUCAUACAACCAGUAACGCAAUAUCUGAAUCCCGCAGUUAUAAGAAGCUGUAAAACAGCUCAAAAAGUCCGUGCAAUUACAUUCAAUAAGCAUUUAAAAGAAAUGGUUACACUAUCAUUAAAUGGAUAUAUCCAUAUUUGGGACGUUGAACGUUUUAGACAAAGAUUUUCAAGAAGACUAUCAUCUUAUCAGGACAAUGUCUGCAUGGCAAUGAAAAAUGACAGUAGUUUAUAUGCUGUUGGAUGCCGUUCAUACACAUUAUUACUUGAUUCAAGGACUUUACAUACUAUAAAAAAAAUCCCAGCAAGAUAUAGUGGAUGUGGAAUUAGAUCUUUGAGUUUCCAAGAUAAUGUAAUUACAAUUGGAACAGGUGUUGGUGUUAUAAUGUUCUAUGAUAUAAGGGCUGGAAAAUACUUAGAGUCUAGUAUUAAUUCAAGUAGAGCCGUUGUAUUAAAGACUAGUCGAGGUUAUGUUUACACCGAUGAAGAUUUCAUGAUGGAUCAAGGUUUUCAACGAGUAAAAUACACACCAGCAAUAUACACUCACUGCUAUGAUUAUUCAGGAACCCGAUUAUUUUCUGCAGGAGGACCAUUACCAGCCAAUUUAUGUGGAAAUUAUGCAGGCUUAUGGCAAUAGUAUUUUCAAUUGUUAAGAUAUUAUUGGUAGUAUUCUCAUACUGUGUUAAAUGUUUAUACCUUCAGUGGGUAAAAUAUAACUAUUUUAUGAGUGACAUUCCUCAAGUUAAAGUGUGUGUGCGAAAUGUUGAAAUAGGUACUAAUUAAUUAUAUAAGCAAUUUAACUAUGCUAUUUGAUAAUCAAUACUUGAUCUUUUUGAUUAUGUGAUUUGAACAUGAAAAAUUUACUUUUUUCAAAAUAUAUCAUGUUUUAGGAGUAAGAACUAAGACUACAUCACGAGGAAUGAGUGUUAUUCAAUUAAUCUAGCGAUUUUUUAUAAGAAAACAGUUUUUAAUUUUGCAAAACUUGUAAAACUUAUUACUAAUAUACUGAUAAUUGAAUUCUAUAACAAAA